UUAAAAUGAAGCCGAGCGCAAUGUUUCUAAUGCUGCUCCUGUUUUGUGUUUGUUUUGAUCCAAGUCGGGAACAAUCGGACUCCAAUACAACAUGCACGGUCACGGUGUUGGAUAAGGAGGAGCUGACCAAGAGACUGGCGCCUUACUUUGGCAAGGAUUCUCCAGCCAAAGUUCUCGAAUAUCAACUGAAAUUCGUCAAUGCCUCGUACACUUACAAUAACACAUUUCCAACGCACUCUUAUGAAACUUGGAGAUGGUUUCGCACACAAGACUAUGGACCAAGCUUUCUAUUCUUUGUGUUGGAUGGUCUAUCAGGCCUUUUCGACAUACUUUUUUCUCAUCGAUCAUCUAUGGAAAUAGUACAACUCAAAGAUUCUCCCUUGAAUUGCCUAAGAAACUUGACAGCGUCAGAGAAGGAAAUGACCAUAAGAAACAUUCUUAUUUCUGAUUUCGGCAUUAAUGAGGAUAAUCUGCAAAAAAACAUUGAACGCUCAAAGAAAGUUAAUAUUUGCUUAAACUACAAAGUAUCAUCUACUUUUAAAGAAUUUAGAUGUUGCGGAUUCAACAGUGAGAACGAAAUAACUUGCGUCGAUCUUACUUCAAAAUGGUACCUGCACUGGAUUUAUGAUAAAACACCUUUUUUUGCUGCCAUUAUAAUUGGGAUUUACACUCUAUAUUUAUAUUUUAUCUCUUUUAAAAAUGUAACUCAAUAUUUUGUAAGGGUUGAAGCACGACAAACAACAUGGGAAGAAAAGAAGCCUGUGCGGAACACCAGCACCGGUAAUGAUGUUUCAACUUACAUGGUUUAUGCAUCAGACUUAAUGCACCGAGAGACUACGCAAUCGCUUCCUUUUCUCUAUAUUUCUCAGAUGAUGAAAGACAAGCUUAGCUGCUGCAAGUCCAAUAGUGUAAAGAAAACGAGCUUUCCAUCGGCAUUUUCAUUAUUUCCUGCAAUAAUUAUUUGGUUUACCCCCUUUGUUUUUUUAUUUAAGAAACUUUAUGAGCAGCAUUUAUAUGAUAAGUUUGCAUUUUUAAGUGUACAUAUUACACUGUUUUUAAUUCACAUUAUCAUUGCACGUUGUUUAGUUUCUAAACAAUACUUAUGCUGCGGCAAGAAAAAAACAUGCUGCAAUAUUUGCUUCUGCCUGUACCUGGUCUAUAUUUUUUUUAUUUACUACUGUCUUAGCAUAAUUCUUUAUGUUAAAAUUGUUUUGGCAGCUACUGCUUUUUUCAUUUUUGAAUUUAAAACGAUAGAUAUUUAUUUGUCAAUAGCUUUCGUCAUUUUAGUAUACUUGUACGAUUUUAUAUCCGACCUCAAAACAUCACUUGGAAUGUGUUUAGAGAGAUUUGAAUACGUUUUGACGGACAUCAUACAUAGACACAGAUCAGAGAGCAACACAUGGGAAGAUAUAAUAAAACUACAUUUUGAAGACCGGGAUUUACGAAACGGAUCACUUUUCACACACAAUCAAGCGGCAGUAUUUUAUGACUUGGAGGGAAAAAUGAAUUUUUCCAGGCGGUUCUUUUACAAAUGCUGCUCACAAUAUCGCGGGAAAAAACAAUUUUCAGGAUUUAAUGUUUCGAAGGUAUUACUGGCCGUGAUCGGAUUUGCUUAUUUACUGAUGAUUGGUGCGACAGUGCUGUAUUUUAACGACCUUAAUGACUACAGUUCAUUCGAAUCAAUAUUUACAAUUAUCAGCGCAGGAAUGUUGCCAAAAGUUAUAACAAAAUUUGGUACCAAACUUUUCAAAGGGAGAACACAGAUUGUUACUCAGCCAGAGGAAAGUUUUAAGGAAGCUGUCGAAGAAGUUAUAAAAACUUUGGCCACAAAAGAACCAGAUAUCAGUAAAUGUGAAAGACUGAAACAAUUAUUAAAAUCUUUCAAAGAAAAAAUUCGCAGUAUUAUCAGCACAAUUAAAGGCAACAUAGAAUUAUUAUUUGAAGACCCGGAAAAUAUUUCGAACCAGGAACAAGAAAAUACAGAAUUGAGUCAUUUGCUCCCAGAUGUUGAGAACGUUUGAUAUGGAAUAGACUGUUGUGUAGAUUUCAAAGCACAACUGUAUUAUUAAUGUAGAUAUUUUAUAAUUAGUCAUAGGUUUUUGAUAACAAAUACGAACAUAUGCGUUCUACUAUGUAUUAAUAAAUUGUAACUAACUCAUUUCAUAAAUAUACCAGUUGUUUUUUGUAUGGGAUAUAUUUCUGAAAGAAAAUGUGUCAGUUAUUGACGCCUGUAGAAAGCAAGCAAAUGUCUACUUUUUUUUUAACAUCAUUUGUUAUACACUUAAUCAGUGCGUUAAAAACAUUUUAAUGUCGAAUAUUAUUAACAAUUUAUUUACUCCACCGGACAUUUUCAUUGAUGACAGUAGAAUACCUGUUUUGGAACCGCUUCAAUUUCGGUACUAAAAAUGUACUUAUUUUUAAAUGUUUGGUAGACCACAUUCUGAUUUAUUGUCUUGAUAUUUUUUUAAUAACUUGCAGUAA
Physella acuta is the source of this 2481-nucleotide messenger RNA. RefSeq lists its product as uncharacterized. The record is from RefSeq and is a predicted model, not a curated record. NCBI's taxonomy places the organism in Eukaryota, Metazoa, Mollusca, Gastropoda, Physidae.